Coffea eugenioides is the source of this 1489-nucleotide messenger RNA. Its product is annotated as SHUGOSHIN 1. The record is from RefSeq and is a predicted model, not a curated record. Gene Ontology annotation, cellular component: chromosome, centromeric region; nucleus. Gene Ontology annotation, biological process: maintenance of meiotic sister chromatid cohesion; meiotic sister chromatid segregation. NCBI's taxonomy places the organism in Eukaryota, Viridiplantae, Streptophyta, Magnoliopsida, Gentianales, Rubiaceae. The coding region runs from base 188 to 1312 and encodes 374 amino acids. The transcript has 11 exons.
AAGCCGUUUGUUUGGCUGCCCCUCUUUACUUGUCUUUCCCUCUCCUCCCCCUCUUCAAAUUCCAGCCACAUCUUCUAAUGUAGCUCUCUACUACCAAGAGACGGAAUCCGCAGUAGAAGUUUCUGAACUGAAAAAGGAAAGCUAUCUCAGGGAGGUAGACAGAAGAGAAGGUACGACGGCGUCCAAGAUGCAGAGUAUCGCGGUUCUUCAGACCGAGAAUAACUUCGCAACCGGAGCUCAACAUAAGAUACAAAAAGCAACAAAGGCUCCAUCCGGAAACACAUCAAGGAAAAUGCUUGCAGAUAUCAGCAACUUGCCUCAGCAAAAUAAGACUUUAAUACAAGAUGGUAAUUCUCAAGUUGUGCCAAUUACUACUAAAGAGUAUGUUGACCAGCUCCAAAAGGAAAACAUGGCUCUUAUGAAGAUAGUAGCAGAAAGAAAUAAACUAAUUGAAGUGACUGGGAUUGAGUUACAGAAACUGAAGGUAAAUAUGCAGAAAAUGCAGAUACAGAACUUGCAGUUAGCUCAAUCAAACAGCCAAAUGCUGAUGGAUCUCAAUUCUGGUAAAGAUAGGCUAAAAGCAUUACAACAUGAACUUGGAUGCCUUAAUGGUGUGCUUAAAGCAAAGAAUGUUGAAGUUCAGAAACUGAAACUGCAAGUGAGAAAACGUGAAAUAGUUGAUGAUGAGGUGAAACAGUCUAAUAGUGAUGCAGCAGAGGAGUCCAAGCUAUGUAGCAAUGAGGAUAAACUUGGAAAUGCUAAUAGGAGGCCGCAAUCAAAGAGCUGUUCUUUACUGGCUCAAUCGAAGGAUAUAAAUGAAAAUAAGAGGACAUGUACGAGAAGGAAGUCUGCUAGGUUUGAGCGUGAAGAACUAAAACCUGAUGAACGUUUGUUUGACACAGAAGAUGUGACUGUUUCUGUAUGCCAACCAACUCACGAUUCACUUGAAGAAAAUGUUUCUACUUCUACAUUCAAUGAUGUGCAUGGAAAUGAGGUUGAAACUAAGAGGCCUUGUGCAAGAAGACAGUCCGCUAGGUUUAAAUGUGCAAAACCAAAACCUUCUGACGAUAUUUCUGAGAUGAAAGAUGCAGAAAUUUCUUCAUGUUUGUUGAGAGAUGAUAAGAUGGAGGAAGAGGGUUUAAAUUCCACAAGCUCAUUUAAAAAUGAAGAGAAAGAAGGCAUUUCUGCUCCUGUAUUUGACGCUCAAGGGUCCAGAAGAUCUUCCAUGAAUAGGCCUUUGCGCCAAGCAGCUAAGAAGGUUCAAACUUAUAAGGAAAUUCCUGUAAAUAUAAAAAUGCGUAGGAGCGAGUGAAUCAGUGCUUUGGCGUUCUUGCCUCUAGAUUGGUGCCUUAGCAAGUAGCUGUUCUACCGAAGCCUCAGAUUCUUGGAAUGCAUAUUUUGUAAACAUGUACUUUUGCUUCUUUACACUUCUCAGUGCUUAGCACUCAUCUUUUGCAAGCUUAGCAGUAACUUUUUUUUUUUUUUUUCU